AUGCCACGGAGGGCAUCGGAGGGCCACAUCCGCACAGGCCGGGCUUUGGCAAUGUUGCGAGAUGCCGAUCCCUCUUUGGCCUUAGUCGGCUUUGUGCAAACAGGCUUGGUUGGGACACUGGCCCGGGCAGUUUCAAACCAAGGCAGCUUCCUGACCGUGGCCACACAGGUGAGGCAGCAGAUGCAGGUAGACGUGGCCUUGGUGCGGCGGGACCUUGCCCGGCUGGCAGAGGGCCUGGCAGAGACGGCCCGGGAGCUGCGAUCCCACAUCAUACGCGCCCACGAGUGGGAGCGAGCCCUCGACUUGGAGGCUAUGGUCGACCUGGUCGUCCAGCACUCGGACAUGUUGCCCACAUGGCAGGACGGGAAAAUGCCCGAGUGGUUCAUGCGCCUCCACAGGGCCAAGCGGAAGGUCUACGAGGCCUGCCUGGCUGGGCUUCGGGAGCAGUCCUCCAAACUCUUCCAGCCCUUUCUGGUACUCUUCCUUCGGGCCGGCCUUGUCCUGCUGAAGGCCAUGGAAGCCUGCGGCGCGCCUGCUGCCAAUUACAGAAACGAACUGCAGCGGUUUCGACUCGAGUCUGAGCACUUGGCUGGGAGCCUUGACUGGCAGGCGCUGCUGCAGGAUGAGACCACCUCACCGAUCCAGAUCUGCUCUCUGCUGGAAGCAACACUCGAGGGCUUUUCCAUAGCUGCCGUAGCACUUUGCAGGGAACUGUGGCAGGCAGCACAGCCUCACAACUGUGUUGUCAGGUUUACAGCAAAGCCGACGGCGCUGGCGCUGGAGUUCAAUAUCUUGAAGAAGGGAGAUACUGCUCAUGCCCAGGAGGGCUCCUUUGAUAACAAGCUCAAGAUACAUCUGUUUGAGGACAUGCAGCUGACCGACGAGACCUUGCAGGUUUUUGCUGCUCGAAUGCCGCACAGCCUGACCUCCUUGAGCUCGAGCUUCGUGAGCAGCAUCAAGUUCUCGGAUGCAUCUCCGAAGAUUUUCGCUGGUCGAUUGCCCCAGCGCCUGACCUCUUUGAGCCUGGACUUUCUGUCGAAUGAGCAGUUCACGGAUGCAUCUCUGAAGGAGCUCGCUGUUCGAUUGCCCCAGAGCCUGACCUCUUUGAGCUUGAACUUUUGGCAGAAUAGGCAAUUCACGGAUGCGUCUAUGAAGGAGCUCGCUGGUCGAUUGCCCCAGAGACUGUCCUCUGUGAGCCUGAACUUUGAGCAGAAUAGGCAAUUCACGGAUGCGUCUAUGAAGGAGCUCGCUGGUCGAUUGCCUCAGAGCCUGACCUCUUUGAGCUUGAACUUUGGGCAGAAUAUGAAGUUCACGGAUGCAUGUCUGAAUGAGCUCGCUGGUCGAUUGCCCCAGGGCCUGACCUCUUUGAGCUUGAACUUUCGGCAGAAUACGAGAUUCACGCACGCAUCUCUGAAGGAGCUCGCUGGUCGAUUGCCCCAGGGCCUGUCCACUUUGAGCUUGAACUUUGAGCAGAAUAUGGAAUUCACGGAUGCAUCUCUGAAAGAGCUCGCUGGUCGACUGCCCCAGCGCCUGACCUCUUUGAGCUUGAACUUUGCGAAGAAUAUGGAGUUCACGGAUGCGUCUCUGAAUGAUCUCACUGUUCGAUUGCCCCAGAGUUUGACCUUUUUGAGCCUGAACUUUUGGCUGAAUAUGGAAUUCACGGAUUCAUCUCUGAAAGAGCUCGCUGGUCGAUUGCCGCAGAGCCUGACCUGUUUGAGUCUGGACUUUUGGUGCGGGCGGUUCACGGACGCAUGCAGGUUUCGGAAGUUCUUGGCAUCCAAGUAG
This is a messenger RNA of Symbiodinium sp. CCMP2456, 1785 nucleotides long. NCBI's taxonomy places the organism in Eukaryota, Dinophyceae, Suessiales, Symbiodiniaceae. The record is from the annotation of a GenBank genome assembly.